This is a messenger RNA of Larimichthys crocea (large yellow croaker), 3445 nucleotides long. RefSeq names its product polymerase (DNA directed) kappa (gene polk). Gene Ontology annotation, molecular function: DNA-directed DNA polymerase activity; damaged DNA binding. Gene Ontology annotation, cellular component: nucleus. The transcript is spliced from 16 exons. The record is from RefSeq and is a predicted model, not a curated record. Gene Ontology annotation, biological process: error-prone translesion synthesis. NCBI's taxonomy places the organism in Eukaryota, Metazoa, Chordata, Actinopteri, Sciaenidae. The coding region runs from base 294 to 2963 and encodes 889 amino acids.
GUUUGGUUAGCAGUAGCGGAGGUCCGGCUAAGCCUGUCUUCAUUCAGGUCGGGGGGAGGAGCUGCAGCCACGCUUUACUGUGUACCUGCAGAGCCUGCGUCAAGGUAAACAAAGUAAGCCCCGCCUCGUCCGGUGACGACGCAUAUACACGGAAGUGCCGCCGCAACCGUCACUGUUUUCAAAACAUGUCUGUGCAUGUUUGAUGAUCGUGACACUGAGCUGAGACUUUUGGAUUCAGUUUUGCUGAUCAUAGUGAAAAAAAAGAGCUGAUCGUCAUACAGCCAUUAUUCCGCAUGGAGAAUGGGGUCGCAUCGACUAAAGCAGAGGGCUUCCUCUCCAGAAUGGCCCUCAACGACAACAAGGCUGGUAUGGAGGGUCUUGACAGGGAGAAGAUCAACAAGAUCAUCAUGGAGUCAUCCAAGGGAUCUAGGUUUUAUGAGAAUGAGCUGAAGAGAGAGCAGCAGGUGAACCAGCGCAUUGAGAAGAUGAUGCUACAAAAGGCACAGAUCACAGAACAGCACUUAAAGAAAGCACAAGCCCAGGUGGAGCGGAUGGCCACAGAGCUGGAGAGAAGUCGUGAUUUAAGCCGUGUGAUUGUACAUGUGGACAUGGACGCUUUUUACGCAGCUGUGGAGAUGAGAGACUGUCCUGAGCUGAAGGACAAACCAAUGGCUGUAGGAUCCAUGAGCAUGCUGUCAACAUCUAACUACCAUGCCAGGAAGUAUGGGGUCCGAGCUGCCAUGCCUGGCUUCAUUGCAAAGAAACUCUGCCCCAACUUAAUUAUUGUUCCAACCAACUUUGAUAAAUACAGGGCUGUGAGUCAUGAGAUCCGAGAGAUUUUUGCGGACUAUGACCCCCACUUCCAGCCAAUGAGCCUGGAUGAAGCCUAUCUGGAUUUUACAGACCACUUGGAACAAAGGCAGAGCUGGCCAGAUUCCUUACGUACACAUCGCUUCCGCGCCAGCAGCACCGCUACAGGUGAAGUGCAGAUUUCCCAGGAGGCAGUGCCAGAGAUGGAAGAUCUCUCUCCGGUCCUUUUUGAGGAUAGUCCAAACUCCUCUCCCUCCUGCUUGCCGGGCUCUGAAGAUGUAAAUGCUACUGGUGGUGCAUUCGAGGUGUUUGGGAAGUCUGUUGAAGAGGCUGUACGAGAGAUGCGUUUCCGCAUUGAGCAGAAGACCAUGCUGACUGCCAGUGCAGGAAUUGCUCCAAACACGAUGCUUGCCAAGGUGUGCAGUGACAAGAACAAGCCCAACGGCCAAUACAGACUCCCCUCCACUAGAGAGGCAGUCAUGGACUUCAUCCAGACUCUCCCAGUUCGCAAAGUUUCUGGCAUAGGGAAGGUGAGUGAGAAGAUGCUAAAUGCUCUGGGCAUCAGUUCCUGUUCUCAUCUUGGCCAACAGAUGGCGUUGCUGUCGUUGUUGUUCUCUGAGACGGCCUGGCAUCACCUCAUGGAAGUCUCCCUGGGUCUGGGCUCUACAUAUAUACCGAGGCAUGAAGAAAGAAAAAGCAUGAGCACAGAAAGGACAUUUAAAGAACUGAGUAAAGCUGAGGAGCAGUUGUCUUUAUGCAGGGAGCUCUGUGAAGACUUAGCAGGAGACAUGAAGAAAGAAGGUCUGAAGGGUAAAACGGUAACACUGAAACUUAAGAACGUGAACUUUGAAGUGAAAACCAGGGCGCUGACGCUGCCGUAUGCUGUUGCUACAGUGGAUGAGAUCUUUGCUGUUGCUAAGGACCUACUGAAAACGGAAAGAGACAAUGAAAGCCCCCAGCCACUCAGACUGAGGCUCAUGGGUGUUAGAAUCUCUGCCUUUGUCAGUUCAGAUGAUAAAAAGCCCCUACAGAAGAGCAUUAUUGGCUUUCUACAGGCAGGCAAGAGUGACUCCAGUGACUCUUCCCAAGGAAUGCACCAAAAGCUUGAGAAAGAGAAUGUUUCCAGUCACUCUUUCCAGACUUCCCAAAACCUAGCACAGACGUGCCAGAGACAGGAGGGAGCUCCUGGGUCGACUAAGCAGAAGGGGUUGGAGGGGAGCCAAACAUGUGAGAAACCUCAACAAUCUUUCUUCCAAAGGGCUUUUGCCAAAAGACUGCAACUCCAGGCAGCAAAUCCAAGCACACAUGAAGAAGGACACGGGAAUAAUUCUUCUGUGAUUACUUCUAUUGGCACUUAUUCUCAGAAGGGUGUAGAGUCAUCAACAGAGAUGGACAAGGCUAACUGUACAGCCACAGAUCUCUCAGAUCUCCCACAAAAUGACUUUGUUUCCCCUGCUGAGGCUCAUGCAUCCACAUCAGGCUGUGGUGGCACAGGGUCAGAGAGCCUCACCUGUCCAGUGUGUUUCAGACAGGUGGAGACAGAUAAUUUGAAUGUAUUCAACAGACAUAUAGACCAGUGUCUCAGUGAUGCCCCCACAAAGCCAAUCCAAUGCACAGUCUCUGAUACAGAAUCAGAUUUGGACCUGGAGAGUGACCAAGUGGUGGACAAACAUGAGGACAAAUGUGAGGUUGAAGAGGAGAAGGCAAAGAACAGUGAAGAGCUGAAGUCAAACAGCAUUGAUCCUCAGGAAGACCAACACAGCUUGAAAAACUAUUCUAUUCAAACAAUUUUGUCAAUAAAUGGUGACAACAAAACCACAACCUCUGAACAGCCUCAGUCAUGUAACGACAAAGGCUCCGUGCUCAUCUGCCCAGUAUGUCACCUGACCCAAGACAGUGAUGACCUCAUUAUCUUCAACCGCCAUGUUGACCUCUGCCUGAACCAGGAGGUCCUACAUGAGCUGGGGGGACAGACAUCAUCUCCCAUAAAUCCACUUUCAUUUACAAAUUGCAAGGCCAUAGACAGAGGCCGUCUCCUGCCAAUGCAAGCUGUUAAAGGCAAAACCAAAAGACGGGACUCGCCUUCUUCUCCUCCAUCUAAAAAGGCUAAAGGUCGUGGCCCUCGCAACACCAUCGACAAGUUCUUCAGGUGACAGUCAAGCAUGCAGAACAUCCAUCCCCAUCAGAAGGAACGUGAGAAGGUUUUCUAGGGGAAAUGUCUUUGUUCUACUGGGGAUGUUUUAGUCAUACUAUGGAAAAAAUAUGUAAUUAAGAUUACUGGUAUAAGAAGCUAAGUAUGCACACUAUUCUAUGUCUUGUUUUUGUUUUUAAAAGCCAUAGACUAGACAAGAAAUUAAAGAUGAUGGAGACAAAUUCUAUUUGUUUCCAAAUUAAUUGAACUAUUAUCACCUUCUAUUUCCUGUUAGUGGUGAUUUUACUAAAUGGAUCAUGAGGGUUUUUAUUACAUGCUGAGGUGCCUGUGAUUAAAUUUAUCUUAAUUAAGUUAUUUUUUUCGGAUAUUAUCAGUAAUUUCAAGUUGUAUUUAUAGAGUUUUUCAAUGAUGAUACAGUAUAUGUUUAAUAAUGAAGAUAAAAUAAUCAUUUUAUUGUUUAAACUGAAGUUGAAAUAAAUUCAU